GUCUGGGUCCCACCACCCAAAAACACUAUCGCUGUUCCGUAAGCAUCCGUCCACCACGGCAAUGGCCACCGCCUCCUUCGCGUCGUCCUCUUCCUCCCCUCUAUACGCAGGGGCCUGCACCAUCAAAUCCUUCCCUUUCCCGGCGCCUCCGAAUCCACCCAGAACCCACCGGCUGCGCCUCCGCCUCGCCGCGGCGGCCGCCUCCAGGUGGGUAAACCGCGGCAGGGCCCCGCCGGAGCGUGGCCGGGCCAACUCCAUAUGGGUCAACCCAACCGCCCCAGCUCGCCCAGGCGGGGCUGGCCAAACGCUCCGCCGCCUCGUCCAGCUCGAGGACCUCGACGCGGCGCUCCGCCUCGUCGGCUCCAUGCCCUCCUCGGAGCCUCCGGCCGUCAUCGCCUGCAACAUACUCAUCAAAAAGCUCUGCGCCCACCGACGCCUCGCCGACGCGGAGCGCGUGCUCGACGCGCUCAAGGAGUCUGGCUCCGCGGACGCCGUCUCCCACAACACCCUCGUCGCUGGGUACUGCCGCGAUGGCCGUCUGGCAGACGCGGAGCGCGUGCUCGAGGCGGCCAAGGUCUCUGGCGCCGCUAACGUCGUCACCUACACCGCGCUGAUCAACGGGUACUGUCGCUCCGGCAGGCUCGCUGACGCCCUUAACCUCAUCGCAUCGAUGCCCGUGGCGCCCGAUACCUACACCUACAACACCGUGCUGAAGGGCUUGUGUGGUGCUAAGCAAUGGGAGAAGGCCGAGGAGCUCAUGGAGGAGAUGAUCAGGAACAAUUGCCAUCCUAAUGAAGUGACAUUCGCUACGCAGAUCCGUUCUUUCUGCCAAAAUGGGCUGCUUGACCACGCUGUUCAACUUCUUGAGCGAAUGCCUAGGUAUGGAUGCACACCUGAUGUUGUCAUUUACAGUACCCUGGUGAAUGGAUUUUCGGAGCAAGGACGUGUGGACGAUGCCCUUGUGCUUUUAAACACAAUGUUAUGCAAGCCCAACACUGUUUGUUACAAUGCUGCAUUGAAGGGUUUAUGUAUGGCUGAACGGUGGAAGGAUGUUGGGGAGCUGAUUGCUGAGAUGGUUAGGAAAGAUUGCCCACCAAAUGAAGCGACAUUCAGUAUGCUAACAAGCUGCUUGUGCCAACAUGGGUUGGUUGACUGUGCAAUGGAAGUUGUUGAGCAAAUGCAGAAGUAUGGAUGCAGACCUGAUGUCGUCAUUUACAAUACACUCAUCAAUUAUUUUUCAGAACAAGGGCGUGUGGAUGAUGCACUCAUGUUACUAGACAGCAUGCUGUGCAAUCCUGAUACCAUUAGCUUUAAUGCUGCGUUGAAGGCUUUAUGUAGAACUGAGCGAUGGUAUGAUGUCGAGGAACUUAUAGCUCAGAUGCUUAGGGAAGACUGUCCUUUGAUUGAAAUGACUUUUAAUAUACUCAUUGAUUCGUUGUGCCAACAUGGCCUGGUAAACCACGCAAUAGAAGUGUUUGAGCAAAUGCCAAAGUACAGAUGUACACCAGAUAUUGUCACAUACAGUAGCCUUAUUAAUGGCUUUUCUGAACAAGGGCUUGUGGAAUCGGCCAUUGAGUUAUUUCAAAGUAUGCCAUGUAAACCAGAUAUCUUUAGCUACAACGCUGUGCUGAAGGGUUUGUGUAGAGCUGCACGAUGGGAGGAUGCUGGGGAGCUUAUAGCUAAUAUGGCUAGAAAGGAUUGUCCCCCAAACGAAAUAACAUUCAAUAUACUAAUCAAUUCCUUAUGCCAAAAAGGGUUUGCUGAUCGUGCAAUUGAGGUUUUCAAGCAAAUGCCAGAGUACGGAAGCACACCUGAUAUUUUCACAUACAAUGCCCUAAUCAAUGGCUUUUCUGAACAAGGCCGUCUUGAUGAUGCUCUUAACUUGCUAAGCACCAUGUCAUGCAAGCCUGAUGCCAUUUCCUAUAAUUCUACGUUGAAGGGUUUGUGUAGAGCUGAACGAUGGAAAGAAGCAGAGGAGAUUGUAGCUGAGAUGCUUAGAAAGAAGUGCCCUCCAAAUGAAGUAACAUUCAAGUAUGCUAAUCAAUUAUUUAUACCAAACAGGAUAACAUGAGUGCAAUGUUUAAUUCCUUUGGCCAAUGUUAAAUAUGACUUUUUACUUCGUCAUGUACAGUCAAUGGCUUUUCUAAGCAACAGUCUGUGAACAUGGCUUUUCUAAGCAGCAGUCUGUGAACACGGCUUUUCUAAGCAGCAGUCUGUGAACUGGCUUUUCUAAGCAGCAGUCUGUGAACGGUUACCCUGAGUUAUGAACCAGUCCUGUUAUGUAUGUCUGACACAGUCAACUAUUGUGCUUCUUGCUUCAUUGAAAGAUAUGUGUACAAGUGACCGACAAGAGAAUGCCAGAGUUCCUGUUUGAGAUCAGACAUGAGAGGGUGACCAAACUGAAGCGACAUCCAGUAUGCCAAUAGGGGCUGGUUGAGUUUGCAAACAAAAUUAUUUAGCAAAUGCGUGCAAGUGCCCACAAGAUGGACUGCUAAAUUCAAGGGCUUGUAUAACACUGAGUGGUUAUGCGAGGAUAUGGAUAAUCAUGCCAGAGAUAGCUUGAAAGGAUCGUAAAGCACAAGCCUGCGGUGACAAGUAUCUUUGUGGUGACGAGACAAGAUCUGUCAGUUGGUAUUUUUCUUUUCGGAAAAGAUGUAUCGCCACCAAAACUACGACCUUUCUCUCUUCCUCAUACUAGUGUAGCAGCCCACGCUAACUUCAUAUAGUGAAGUGAUAAUGUGGGACUGACAGUUUAUAUAUUGUUGCUUCCUGGAACAUAUCACCUUGCCUGAUUGUACUCGGUUUUCAUUUCCAGAGGAUCUUGACACUUUCCUUGUUUUUCAGAAUUAUGCCCUUUAACGGGUUGUGUUUCUUCAUGAGUUACUUAGUGGAAGAUGGACUAUGUUCAGAAUUUUUCUUUUUUCA
Molecule: messenger RNA, 2925 nt
Organism: Brachypodium distachyon (stiff brome)
Lineage: Eukaryota; Viridiplantae; Streptophyta; Magnoliopsida; Poales; Poaceae
Product: pentatricopeptide repeat-containing protein At1g09900
Exons: 2
Coding region: 62-2071 (669 amino acids)
Molecular function (GO): protein binding
Source: RefSeq, a predicted model, not a curated record